CUGUACUGGGCACUGGUGAGGCCACAGCUUGAGUGCAGUGUCCAGUUCUGGGCCCCUCAGUUUAGGAAAGACCUUGAGACAUUUGAGCGUGUCCAGAAGAGGCAGCAAGGCUGGUGAGGGGCUUGGAACACAAGCCCUGUGAGGAAGGACUGAGGGAGAUGGGGUUGUUCAGCCUGGGAAAAAGGAGACUCAGGAGUGACCAUAUCACUCUCUACAACUCCCUGAAAGGUGGCUGUGCUCAGGUGGGGGUUGGUCUCUUUCUCCAAGCAGCACUGACAGAACAACAGGAAACAGUCUGACGCUGCACCAAGAGAAAUAUAGGCUAGAUAUUAGACAAAAGUAAUCAACUACUGGAAUCAUCUGCACAGGGAGAUGGUGGAGUCACCCCCCUUGGAUGCGUAUUAACACACUACUGGAUGUAGCACUCAAUGCCAUGGUUUAGCUGAGGUGUUAGGGCAUGGAUUGAACUUGAUGAUCUUGAAGGUCUCUUCCAACCCAGUGAUUCUGUAAUUCUGUGGAAUGAAAAGAAAUAAUUCAGCCUUGUCAGCAUUGCUUAAGACUGUGUUGGGGUUCUUGAGGAAGGCUACAUAUAUGGGGAAACACCUUUGGAGAAAAGGGGCUUGCUUUUUAAGGAAAGUGCUUCCCAAGGAGUCCCAGUGAGGUAGGUGCAAGUGUCCCACUUUGGGUCUCUGUGGUCCUUUCAGUCCUUGAGGCCCACUGCCCUUGGCAGAGGGGCAGGGGAAGGGAGAAGGUUGUGAAGAGCAGGUUUGGAAUUUGCCUGGACCUGCAGAGACCAAGCCAAGCACCUGCAGCAGGGUGUGUUACCCCUCUUUGGACAGAGGUGUGAGCAGGAGCAUCUCUGUGCAGCUGUGAGCCCCAAAUCUCUCUUUGAGAGCUGUGAAUUCAAAGGCCUUUACACACACGCUUUUCACAUCUUACCUGCCUGCUGUUUUUAAACUCUUGGCAAUCUGCAAUUGCCUCUUGCUUGGUGGAAGUUCCAAAGAGUCAGGGCCAGCACAGAGCUAGGCUGUGCGGGCUGGGCAAUGUGUAGAGUCUUGGCUGAUCUUGGCGUGUCCCUGGCCUCAGCAAAGGCUUGAAAGGGUUGCCUCCCGAGGCAUCCUGCUCAUUGACUCUUCCUGGGCGCCUUGAAGAGAACAAGGAAGGCAUUUCUGGCAGCUGGGCAUUAGCAGGCCUUCAAACGGGAGCGUGUUGUGGAGCAAGCUCAGCUGAGAUACCCUGAGAGGAACCAGCUCAGUGCUCCUCGCUCCUCUCUGCUGAACCCAGAUUGUUUAUCUGGCUUUGGGAUGACCCUGGCUCUGUCAGGAGGUGCUAUGUGGACACGAGACAGCUGCUCCUGUCCCACUGGGUCCCAGCACUGCCUCACAGCAGUCCGCAUGCACAUCGGGAUGCUGGCCAAGAGAAAUCCUGGAAGGUGAGGAGCUGAUUUUAAGCUUAUGCAGGUGCCUACGGUGUUGCCUCAGGGUACAGCAGUGUGAGGGCUCCCCCCAGAGCUGCCUGAUGCCGCCCACUCCUUGUGGCACCAGGUCCUAACCCUACCUCCCCCAAGAGUAAAGAGGGAUUUGGGAAAGAGCUUGCCAGGCUGCUCUCCAUCCUUUCCCAGCAGUCCUGGCCAAGUGCAGAAGUCAGAGCUGAGCGCCAAUGUGCGAAUGGAACAGCCAUGCGCAGGAAGAGUUGGUGGGAAGGAUGGUCCAGGAACCAGAGGCCUGGCAGGCUGAGCUUGCUGCCGGAGAAGGCCUUGGAGCAGAUCCUCCUGAAUGCCAUCCCACGGCACCUGCUGGGAACCAGGGGGGCUGCUGGAGGGUGGGAAAGCUCUGCAGAGGGAUGGGGACAGCUGGGGGUCCUGGCGGGCAGUUGAGGGCUUCUGUGGGGCUGUUUAGGGGGGUUGGUGUUGUUGGGCAUCUUGGGGAAGGAGUUGUCUGGAAGGUGAGAGGUCUGGCCUGGAAUUGGGAGUCAGCUUGAAGGCAGCAUCUGUGGUUUGGCACAGAUUUGGCUGUGGAGGGCAGAAGGAAUAGCUGUGAUUUUCCCUGUUAGUGCUCCUGAUUCUCCUGCAGGGAAGAAGAGGGGAGAGCUCUUUAUAAGCCACUUAGUUAUCUGUAGCAGGAGGAGGAUUAGCCAUUUGCAAUCUACUCAUUUGUUUGGGCUAAAUUUGGAACACUGAGUGGACUUUCGUUCCUUUCGAGCUUUUAUUCCUUCAUAGAAUUAGGAUGUUAUCACCUCUUCAUAGAAAACCAUUCGCAAAGCAAAGAAUGGCCCUUUUUAUGCCUCUGUGUAGUGUUGUUUUGUAAAGUGACUCUCAAAGGAAGACAUUAAGGUAAAUGAGUUGCUGCUUGGAGAUGGGAAGCAAAUUUCCAAAUUUCAAAUUCCAUUCUCAGGCCAUGCCAAUGAAUUUAGGAAGUUUGUAACUUUUUGGAGUUGAGCAAUUGGAAAGGAAAGCUUUCCUGAACUGAGAAUUCCUAAAUGCCCUAAGCCCACAGAGCAGGACAGUCUGCUGAUGGUUUGAGCCAUUCCUAACAUUCCUGUUGGGCUGUCUUAGACACUUGGGCCAAGGGAUUCCUUCCAAUCAGGACCACUUUGGAUGGGCUGAGGGUGUCCCCAGGGCAGGUGGCAGGGCAAGGGCCCGUUGUGAUGCAGUGCAUCAUGGUCACCGUGGCGUGGAACAGGAUGUGUGUUGACAUAGGAGCUGGUGGUGACAUGGCCACGCCACAGUACUCGGAGCACACAACGGGACAGGACGUACCAGAGCGGUGCUGUGAGGAGCCCCUGCACAGUGCGCUUGUUUGUGUCUGACAUGGAGCUUUUCCGAAGUGUUAUUCCUGCAGGAGGCCUUGAGACCAGAGUGAGGGAUUUGCUGACCACAAUGCUUGAUGAGGAGUCUCCUGUCCUUGUGGCAGCAGCCCUUGAGACCAGAUUGCAGGACCAGCUGUCCUGUAGUCUUCCCAGGACAUUAGUCUUGCAGGUUCCUUCCAGGCUCGACUGCAGGACUUGCUGACUUGGAGCUUUUCCGAGGCAUCUCUCGACAAGUAGCCAUCAGUCCAGUCACUGACAUGGAGCAGAGACCCCCAAGAGUGCCCAAGGUGACCUGGGGGAAGGAGGAGGAAGAAAGUCCUGGAGGUGCCCUAACACAGGAGACUGAAGAACUGGUGCCGUUCCAGCCAGCGCAGGAGGGUGCAGCCAUGGACUGGACACAAGAGCAGGAACCCACCAGUGGCCUUUUCCACAGAACACUGAAGGACAAGACCAGCACCAUGGGCACUGGAUCCAUGGAGAACUGUGACGUCUACAGCACCAACACCAGUGCUGCUCUGCUGGAUAUCCUUGUAGAAGAGGGUUUGCCCAAUCCAAAGCAAGAUGAUAGCCAGGUGCAGCUGGGUUCGAUGACUGACUUUCAAGAGAUGAUGGAUUUAUUAAUGGAAGAGGAAAGAAAGGCCCUGAAGUCACAUGUGUGCCAGAGCCUGUUCCCACUCUCUUUCCAAUGCCAUGAUGAGAAUCUGGGGGUGGCAGAGGCUUCUCGGGAAACACUGCUUUGUGCGGCCAAGUUCGUGAAAAGAAGGGAUAUUGAACAGAUGCUGCAGGUGGAUAAGACACGGAGGUUCGGCGAAGGACUGGAUACAUUGAUCAUCGAUACUUCGAACGCACUUGCGGCCCCGGGUUCGUCCUGGGGCUAUGCCUGUCUGAGCAUUGCUUGACGAUCAAUUGCUGUCCGGAGGCCACCCCGGUGUUUUACCUGUGCUACCUUCCAUGGGCACCCUUCCAGGUUUGCUCCCUGAAGAUCUGAUUUUACUCACCAUUGAGAUUUCCAGUGGUCCUUCCCUGUGGACACUUCACGGACCCCUCUGGUCUGCCACUCCACCACAGUCUCCGGAACCCAAUUGAUUGCCCGGCACCAGCCAGCACCAAGGGGAGCUGAUCACUGAAAGUGGGUGAGGCGCCUUCAGCUCUGCUUGCUGCCUGCGGUCCUGGACCAUGGAAAUAUCCUGGACAAGCCCCCAGAAUUGUCAGGAAAAUUAAUCCACAAACAUCAGAGGUUUAUCUCCAAAAAGGA
Catharus ustulatus (Swainson's thrush) is the source of this 4063-nucleotide messenger RNA. RefSeq lists its product as uncharacterized. The record is from RefSeq and is a predicted model, not a curated record. Lineage: Eukaryota; Metazoa; Chordata; Aves; Passeriformes; Turdidae. Bases 3066 to 3707 code for a protein of 213 amino acids. The transcript is spliced from 6 exons.